Adineta ricciae is the source of this 2481-nucleotide messenger RNA. The record is from the annotation of a GenBank genome assembly. NCBI's taxonomy places the organism in Eukaryota, Metazoa, Rotifera, Eurotatoria, Adinetida, Adinetidae.
AUGUCAUUUGUUGUGACUUUUGCUACAACAGCGCCUGUAAGUGAUGAUUUGAGUAUUGUGCGUGAAAAUGUUCGUAAAAUAAUGCUUUGGCCUUCUCCAGAACAAUUGUCUGAUGUUCUUGCACAAGCAAAAGCAAAUCUUAGCACCUUAGAUUUUGAUACUUGUCAGUGGCCUGAUCUAAAUUAUACAACACGUGGUCCAGAAAACUGGGAUCCAGUUUUACAUAUGUUUCGUAUUGCGACGAUGACAGCAGCAUAUACUGUUCCGGGUGGAUUCUCAAAUGACACGAAAUUAUCCUUAGGCAUUCAUUGUGCUCUAAAAGUAUGGAUUGAGCAAGAUUGGCAAAAUCCUAAUUGGUGGUGGAAUUAUAUUCAAGAUCCAUUAAUAGCUACUGGUAUUAUGAUGAUGUUAGGUAUAGAACGAAUGACGACAUAUGAAAUUGAGGCCAUCGUGAAGAUGUCCUAUCGUGCCAAUUGGUGGAUUAUAGAUUGGGAUGGUGGUGCCAAUUUAGUAUGGGAAUUACAAAUACAGUUAUAUCGUGGUUUAGCGACAUCAAAUUAUUCGGCGGUGUCACAAGCUUUCGAACUGAUGUGGAAUACAGUACAAAUACAAAAUCUUACAACAAUGGGUAUACAAACAGAUUGGUCAUAUCAUUUUCAUGGUUCUCAAUUACUUCCAGCAGCAUAUGGUGAUGCAUGGGCAACAAAUAUUCUCCAUUUUCAUAUGGCCACACGUGGCACACAAUAUGCUCUAUCGAAAGAUCGUUUGGAAGUUUUCGGUCGAUUUUUAACACGAGGUGAUGCUUGGUUUACGAUGGGUAGUGUAUGGAUAUGGUCUCUUAUUGGACGUAUUAUCGAUCGCGGUGUACACGUUUGGUAUUCACAUUUGUUUCCAUCUGAUCAAUUACGUGAACUAGCAAUGGAUAUGACAGAUAAUACGACUGCAGUUGCAUUAUGUGAAUAUGCUGGUCGUCUUGAGCAUAACCAUCGAACUGUACCUUUAGUUGGUAAUCGUCAUUUCUAUACAAGCGAUUUCCAAGUACAUCGACGAGUCAAUUGGACAGUAGCAUUAAAAAUGCAUUCUGCUCGUGUAAUAGCUACAGAAUGUUUUAAUAAUGAAAAUUUAAAAGGUGAACAUAUUGGCGAUGGAACAUUGAAUCUCUAUACGCGUGAUGCUCAAUAUGGUGGUGGUGAAGAAUAUGAAAAUAUAUUCGCUCUACUGGAUUGGCAAGCCAUUAAUGGUAUUACCGUUGAAGCUGAUACACCGUUAGUUCAUUGUGAUCGAGGUAAAUUACCGAUGCUUAAUACAACAUUCGUUGGUGGUGUUAGUGAUGAUAUGUAUGGAGCAGCAUUAAUGGAUACUGCAACACGUAAUUUAACGGCGAAACGUUCAUGGCAUUUCUAUGAUACAUACAUUGUUGCAUUAGCAAAUAGUAUUCAAGAUAAUACAACUGCUUUAUUACAAACAGNCGUUGAAGCUGAUACACCGUUAGUUCAUUGUGAUCGAGGUAAAUUACCGAUGCUUAAUACAACAUUCGUUGGUGGUGUUAGUGAUGAUAUGUAUGGAGCAGCAUUAAUGGAUACUGCAACACGUAAUUUAACGGCGAAACGUUCAUGGCAUUUCUAUGAUACAUACAUUGUUGCAUUAGCAAAUAGUAUUCAAGAUAAUACAACUGCUUUAUUACAAACAGCUCUGGUGAGUCGAUUAUUACCUGCAGCUGAUACUUUACCAGGAAUACUAACAGUGCAAUGGAGUAAUGGUACGAGAAUGAUAUUACCUGAUGGUAUUUAUACAUUUUCAUACGAUCAACCACGUAUUUUAUGGUUUCACGCUGAUGGUACAGCUUGGACUAUUUUAGAAGAAUACCAAACAUUAAUGAUUGAUUGUCGUAAUAAAACUGGUAAUGUUGAUCAAAUAGGUCCAUGGGACUUUCAAAUGACUGGUCGUAUCUUGACUGUUGUCAUUAUUCAUGGACGAGGUCCCACAAUUGAACCUUUUUCUUAUAAAUAUAUGAUUACACCCAAUAUUACUGUAGAGGAAAUGACUCAAUACUGGAAACAUUACUUAGUUCUAGGAAAUAAUGCACAAGCAUUGACUUUCACGCAAAGUCAAGGCGAACCAUUGUAUCUUCAUGGCACUUGUGAUUCACUUCUUCAACGUGCUUCAGUUUUAUUAUUCGACAAAAACUUUCUCAAUGGCAGCACCACAUAUUAUAAUUGUAGUAGCAUGUCACUUAGCAUUUAUUUGGAACAGCCAGGUGCUAUUUUAUUUAGUGAGAACACCGAUAGUUUUACAAUUACAGCAGCACAUCCAACUAUGGCAACAGGUACAUUUGUUGUCAAUGUAAAUCGAGCAAGUAGUGCGACUAGCCAAUGUACAAAUAGUUGGAAUUUCGAAAACGGUACACGAGUUUUGAUUUCAUUACCUGGAGAUCCACAAUUACUUGGAAAAAGUGUAUCGGUUACAUGUACAAAAAGAUAA